This is a messenger RNA of Cotesia congregata, 984 nucleotides long. The record is from the annotation of a GenBank genome assembly. NCBI's taxonomy places the organism in Eukaryota, Metazoa, Arthropoda, Insecta, Hymenoptera, Braconidae.
AUGCCGAAAUUAAAACGUCAAAGUGAAAGUCAAAGAAGAAAAAGAAAAUUAAAUGAUAUGCAGCAGAGAAGGAAAGAAGGAAAUCCAAAACAUAGAAAAAUCCACAAAAAUAGGUUAAAACUAAGUCAAGAAAAAAGACUACAAGAUCCUCAACAAAGAAAAAUCCAUCAAGAGAGAUUAAAAGAAGCUCAAAGACAAAGGCUACAAGAUCCACAACAAAAAAAAAUUCAUCAAGAUCGUUUAAAAGAAGCUCAAAAACAAAGAUUACACGAUAUAGAACAAAAAAAAAUACAUCAAAAUCGUUUGAAAGAAGCUCAAAAACAAAGAUUAAAAGAUUUAAAUAAAAGAACAAUACAUAGGUUAAGAAUCAAUUUGGCACAAGAACAACGAUUGGAAAAUCACGAAAAAAGACAGGUACAUCGAGAAAGAUUAAAAAAAGCUCAAGAAAUCAGACUACGAAAUCCAGAAUUGCGAAGAAAACAUAAUGAAAUCAAUAAAUAUUGUCAAGAUAAUCGAUUACUAGAUAACAACAAAAAAGCGAUUCAUAAUCAAAAAAGUAAAAUCUAUCAGAAAAAAAGAUUACUUAAACCUGAAAUGCGAGGAAUACAUAAUGAAAGAUUAAGAAUAUCCCAACAAGAUAGAUUAACUGAUGAAGAACAAAAAAAAUUACAUAAAUAUCGUGUUCAAAAAAUGGGCCGAUAUGCUGAACAUAAUUCCAGAGAACAAGCUGGCUUUCUUCCUGGGUGGAGCUCCGGUGAUACCGACUUCUCCCUUCUUGCCUCCCUUCAAAUAGCCAUGCGUCUUCAAGGCAGUGCUGCCUAUGCACUUUUUGUAGACUUUAAACGAGCCUUCGACUCAGUCCCGCAUGAUAAGCUGUGGGCCAAGCUACACCACCUUGGACUUAGUCCCAAGAUCCUGAAUAUUUUUAGGUCCCUGUACAACACUACCAUAAUGCAAGUCAGAAGUGACAGUGUUCUUUCAUAG